AUUGCAACCGAGUAGAGUCUACAAAUUGAUACAGAGCUACAGACAUUACUCCCAAAUAACGAAAGGGGGGAAUCGAUCAAAUUGGCGGGAAAAUACAUCGCGCUGCCUCUCUCGAAUCCAAAGGGGGAAGUGGAUCUGACCUGUCACCAAAAAGCUCCGAUAAUCUGACCAUCGCCGCUUCAAUUUGGUCUGCUGGUUGUGGGGAAGUAGUGAUUCUUAGGGGAAGGAAAACGCUAGGGCGGGUAAUUAGAGCAAGCGGGGAGCGAGAUAAGGGAUAAAAUGGCGCCAAUGGAAACCCUAGGCAUCCUCGAAGAGGUAGAGGCUCUGGUGUCUGACAAGCAUCAAGUGGUUUCGUACAAGUGGCUAAGUCGCAACUUUUUGGUGCCAUCAAAUGAUGCCAAGAGGUUGCUCCAAGACCUUGUUGAUAGACGCAGCAACAGUUUGGAUGUAGUGUAUACCGUGUCUGGUUGGCUGAAUAACAACCCUCCAAGUUACAAAGUCCGGCUUGUCAAUGGGGUUGGACUUGAAAAAGCGAAGCAAGAUUUUGAUGGUAACUGUUCCGUUCAGGUCUAUAGUGUCCAAGCUUCCAUUCCAAGGGACUCAGCUGUCCUUUGGAAUAUGGAAUCCAUACAAGCACAUGAACUCGCUAAGCAACCCUCACCUGAAAGCAAUUGCUUGAGGGAUAACAGCCUGUGUGGGAUUAAAAACUCCUUUGUCAAGCGCAAUGUCGAAGGAGGCCAUGCCACCAUCAAUUCAGCUCCUCAAACCAAUAAUGUUGAAAUACGACGACAAUCUGGAGGUUUAACCGGAAGUGGAAAUAGUAUGGGCCCUCCAUCUGAUCAAAACAAAGUACAGCAGUUGCCACUAAUGGCUGGUCGCCAGUCUUCCAACUUGGUCAAAGAAGUCAAAACUGACAAGAGUGGAAUCAAAGGUCAUGAUCAGAAUACCAAGUCUUCUGCAGUUGUAGAUAAAGCUCCUUCCUUGCCAAGUAAGGGACUAGGUGGCAACAACUCAUCAAAAAACGGUGGUUCCUUAUCCAAGUUAUGGGGCCAUGCAACUGUGAAGUCGAAGCCAACUAUUACCCCAGCAAUCAAAGCUAAAAGUAAUGCCAUUGAAGCACUAGAUGAUGUGAUGAAUGAUAAUGAGGAUGAGGACGACAAUGUCAAGCGAGGCUCCAAUGGCAGAAAAAGGAGGGUAGUCUUUGAUGACUCUGAUGACGAGUGCGAAGAUGCAGUUGAUCUGAGUUCACCCGGUAAAACAUUGCCUGUGGAUAAUGCUGAUAUUACUGACCAGGUAGAAGAUAGAGUGGUGCAAGAUGAAGGCAAAAAACCCGAUUUUACAGCAUGUAACCAGCUUUUGAAUGGAGUAGGUUCUUUGGCUCUCGGCAAGUCCAGUGACUCUAAGAGUUCAUGUGCACAGACUAAUAUUAAAGAUAAUGCAGCAGCUUCUAAAGCUGCUCCUAGUGCUUCGAAAAGGAACAAAGUUUUGAAGACAUGGAUAGAUGAGCGUGGCAGAGAAGUGACAGAAGUAGUUUCUGAGCGGGAUGAGACCGAGAAGAAAAUUUCGGAGAGCAAGAGUACAGAAAAGGUUUCUGCUGAUGUAACUACAAAGCCCUCUAGCAGGGAACUUGCAUCUAAGAAGUCGACCCUAGCCAUGGGAAAUGUCAAAGCAGGAGGGAGCAAAGCUGGAGCUAAAAGGGAUCCAAAGCAAGGGAACAUUCUAUCUUUCUUCAAGAAAGUGUAGGCAGCUAAUGCAAAACCUUCUUGAAUUCUUGACCACUAUAAAAGCAAUAUUAAGUGGAUGACAACAAUGAGCUCAUUACAUUCAAACUUUGAAGUCAAUGUGACUUAUACAUUUGGGGUUAGAUCUAUGACGUCAUUAAUCAUCAU
Molecule: messenger RNA, 1889 nt
Organism: Linum trigynum
Lineage: Eukaryota; Viridiplantae; Streptophyta; Magnoliopsida; Malpighiales; Linaceae
Source: the annotation of a GenBank genome assembly